UUUGAGUCCUUAACAGACCUGUUUGAAAAGUCCUCAAACCAUCCACAGGAAUUGACAUCGACCCACUUCUCACAAGAUCCCACCUUAACACCCUACGAGACUACAAGAACAAGGGUAUAAAACCCACCAAAAUUUUUGAAAUUCAAUGGAAGAAAUAGUGUCAACCGAAAAGGUUAUAGCUUCAAACGAAUUCGUUGUCGGGUCCGUGCCGACCGUCUUUUACAUUCCCGACUACAUUACUGCUGCUGAAGAAGACCAGCUCUUGAAUAACAUUUACCAAGCGUCGAUUUCCAAGUGGAAAUCUUUGAAGAAUAGGAGACUACAAAAUUGGGGAGGUGUAGUGCACGAAAAGGGUCUUCUCGCCCAAGAUUUGCCACCUUGGCUAAAACUCGUGACAAAUAGGAUAUACGAGGAAUCAAGGUUGUUUCCAUCAGCAAUUAAUCAUGUGCUUAUCAAUGAAUAUCUUCCUGAUCAAGGAAUUAUGCCACACCAGGAUGGACCUGCGUAUGUGCCGGUGGUGGCAAUCCUAUCUCUUGGAUCGCCUGUUGUUAUGGACUUUGUUCCACAUCCUAGUUUUUGUGGAACUGCUACAGACAUAUCAGGAAACAAUGGCGAAGAUAUCAUUUCUAAACCAGAUAAUAUAAAGAUGAGUUCUGGGGAAUAUUUGAGUGAAUACCGUCCCUUUUCAGUGGCCUUGAUGCCUCGCAGCUUGCUGAUAUUUAAAGAUAAAGCAUACUCAGACUUUUUGCACGGCAUAAAAGAUUGUGAGUUUCAGCGAUUUGAUGAGGCUGUAAAUGUUACCAAUUGUCUGAAAAGUGAAGCACAAUUAGCACAUACGAUUUCAGGGUUGAAGAUUGAUGGGGAAGCUGGAGACAAUGUCAUUCACAGGACUGGUACAAGAGUUUCUCUUACAUGCCGGGUCGUGACGAAAGUUCACAAACAUUUGAUAAAGCUUUAGGUUUAGACCAUAGAGCAAGAGAUGGAUGGUUUUCAGUUGAGCCCUUUUGAUAGAUCGCAUGGAAAAGUCUGAUUUGGAAGUUGCAAGAAACUGUAAGAAGAGAAAAACAAUUAUAUUUAAGCAUGAAUUUUCCUCAUUUUUGUGUGUAAUAUAUAUUUGAUUGUUUUGUUAUUUGCCAUCUACGGACUA
This is a messenger RNA of Sesamum indicum (sesame), 1147 nucleotides long. RefSeq names its product oxidoreductase. The record is from RefSeq and is a predicted model, not a curated record. Lineage: Eukaryota; Viridiplantae; Streptophyta; Magnoliopsida; Lamiales; Pedaliaceae. Gene Ontology annotation, cellular component: nucleus.